Molecule: messenger RNA, 1958 nt
Organism: Verticillium dahliae VdLs.17
Lineage: Eukaryota; Fungi; Ascomycota; Sordariomycetes; Glomerellales; Plectosphaerellaceae
Exons: 5
Coding region: 1-1665 (554 amino acids)
Biological process (GO): regulation of DNA-templated transcription; DNA-templated transcription
Molecular function (GO): DNA binding; zinc ion binding; DNA-binding transcription factor activity, RNA polymerase II-specific
Source: RefSeq, a predicted model, not a curated record
AUGGAUCCGACUGUAACUGGCUCAUAUGCCUAUGACAAGAAGUCUCGUGCGAAACAUGCCUGUCGGGUGUGCAAUUCAAGGCGAGUGCGCUGUAACGUCACCGAGAUCUAUCCCUGCUCCAACUGUGAGACUGCCGGCACGAAGUGCGAAGUCUUACCGUCCAAACGGGGCCGAUAUCCUCGUAAGAAGACGCGCCAAAAUAAGCACACGGGCUCCGGUGGCCAAGAGUCGGAAGCUGAAGCUGGAGCAGAAGCUGGAGCAGAAGCUGGAGCAGCGUCUGUUGCCCAUAGCCCACAUUCCACCACCCUUUCACACAGUCAUGCCGCGAGUCUUGAUCCCGUAUCACCGUUAGGACGUGACGCCAGUUUGGCUGCAGACCCAGCGCCAGAUCCUGGCGCAGACUUGGGUGACGAGAAUGCGAAUCGCGCAUCGUACAAAUCCCCAUCGUCCACCUCGACACCAGGCAAUCUGUUCUUUGGCGAAUCAAAUUUUCUUACGCUGGUGCCGGGCCGAACUCAGGCACAUGGCGAACGCUUGUCGCAAGGCCGCGAACAUGGCCAGAAAACCCGCUUCGUCUUCCCCACGCCCUCGACUCCUCAGUCGCAGACUGGAAGGGCAUCGCCUGCGAGCAUCGCCCACCUCAGUGCUGGCACAACCAGAUACCUACGAGACGAAGGGGCACUCACCUUUCCCGACCCCAAAACCUACCUGCCAGCCCUCGAGGCGUACUUCACCUGGUUCCAUCCAUGCUUCCCUGUUCUCGACCAUGCGGAUUUCGCGCAGCAGGUCUCGGCCUCGGUGGUUUCGCCAAUGCUGCUCCAAGCUGUUUUGUUUAUUGGUGCUACGUAUUGUGGCGAUGACACUAUCGCCAUGAUGGGCUUCAAGGACAGAUCCGAGGCCAAAUCGCUCCUGUACACACGAGCCCGACUGCUGUUCCACGCCGAUUGGGAGAAGGACGAGAUCACUCUUUUACAGUCCCUCUUUCUCCUCAGCUUCUGGCGGGGUGGGCCGUCGGACGUGAGGGAUGUGCGGUAUUGGCUUGGAGUCGUCAUUAGCCUGGCCGAAUCAUACGGCUACCAUCGAUUGUCACGUCUGAGAAGGAGGCUAUGGUGGUCUAUCUACGAUGCCGACGAAGGAGGGUCCUCGGUGUGGGCCUCUCUCCUCCACCUAUCUUAUAAGAUCACGAGCGUCUUCGCAGCCCUAUGCAUCCACGUCAUCUGUAUUAGAAGAGGGGUCGAUGUCUCGCGACGGAUAGCUGAGACACGCGCUCAAAUGUGCCUCCUUGGCCUCAAAGAGAUACAGAAAUACUGGAGGAUCAACAUCAACGUGCUCGACCUUUUCCUCCAGUAUCUCGAUGAAUCGAUUGCCAAGAGGCUUCACGGCGAUCAACACGAGACCUCUCUUCAUAGUUCGACAAUUGUUGAUGCUGUCAACCCAGUAGACUCGGUCGUCGACAUGGCAGACUCAGGUGCAAGGGCUCCGACUUCUGAUGCAGAACCCGAUAAUCUGGCGCAGAUUCGCCCCCACGAAUCUUACGAGGACCCCUACUUCGCCCUGCUCAACGGCUGGGAUGGUGAUCAUUCGCUGGCGGACAUUGGCCUGUUUUUGCAGUCGGAUGAUUUCAUGCAGGCUGAGGGUCUUACAUUCCUUGAAAGAUCGCUCUGAACACUUGAGUUGGCACAUUGGGCUUGCAUUCAUUUGGGGUGGGUUUGGUAGGGCGCUGGGACACGCUCUGGGCUGGCCCCUUGAAUGGGGUUCGCUAACAAGGGCGCUGGAUCCAUUCGGCUAUUUGGCCUCUGAUCAAGUAGCCGAGCAGUCAGCAACCUCACCAACUCGCAGCUCCUCGAGCAGCCCCAAACAGCGCUUAGGCAAGGGAAGGAAAAUACAGUUCAUUAGGAAUUGACGACAACUUUGGUGCCUUACUCUAGGCCCUCUCUGAAUUAUCAACCUUCUCAUUC